UGAUGCAAGUUCUAAGUCUGAUAUUCUAUCAAAUACUGACCAUGUGAUUGUACUGAUCUAAACAUGUUUAGUUGUAGUGUCAUUACAGUUUUGUUGUUCUUUUUUGUUUCAAUUAUUUCCUCGAAAAAUGUUGAAGGAUCUCAGCCAGUAUUACAAAAAACGGUGGAAGCGUUAUUCACAGAGAAAUCUCAAGUUAUAUACCCUGGGGCAUGUAAAUUAAUACCGGCCUCGCCUCGACAAGCAAAAAUGUGUAAAAGGAAUCCAGGUCUUCCAAAACUUUUGCAAGUAGCCAAGCACCAAGCAAUUACCGCUUGUGAAGAGACAUUCCGCUACGAUAGAUGGAAUUGUUCAUUGUUUUUUAAUAAAAGAACAAAAAGAAACAUUUUUAAUAAAGUAUAUAGAGAAACAGCGUUUGUGCAUGCGUUGAUAGCUGCAUCUAUAACACACGCUGUGGCUAAAGCAUGCGCUUCAGGCGAUUUGACAAAAUGUUCGUGCCUUGGAAGUUUUGGCAAAAAUUCUUCAUGGAAAAUUGGUGGGUGUGGCGAUGAUUUUAAACAAGGAAAACGGGUUACUAGAAACUUCUUGGAAUUCAAGCAAGCCGGGUCCGAUCAGAUUGGUCAAGUUCUAAAACAAGAUAUCAUAGUUGGAAUUGAUUCUAUGGGAGAACAAAUGAGAGAAGUCUGCAAGUGUCAUGGCUUCUCUGGAUCUUGUACAACGAAAACGUGUUGGAGGAGACUUGGACCGUUCAACUCUGCUAUGGGACUAUUGAAGAAACAUUUCCAUCACGCUGUGAAGCAAAAAGUUUUGAAUUACACAGUCAAGAGGGCGAUCACCUUAAAAUUAAGGAACAAACUAAAAGUUGAUAGAAAGAAAUUAGUUUAUUUGCACAGAACACCUAAUUUAUGCGUUGGUACGAUAGGAAGAGUGUGUAAAGAUAGGAACAACUGCGCUACCUUAUGUUGCGGUAGAGGUUACAUUACGACUAAAAAGUUGAUAAGCUUUAGAUGCAGAUGCCGUAUGAUAAAUUGCUGCGCUGUGCAAUGUGAUACAUGUACUCAAGAAGUUGAUAUUUAUACCUGCAAAUAGUAAUUUUAAUAUGAAAUUGUAGUGAGGAUCUCAUAUUGUAAGAUUGGGCUAGAAAUAAAUGUGUGUCAUUUGUAGUCACCAAGACAUCAUUUAAAUCUGAUAUUUUCAAAGACAAUAAAAUGUGCAGUUAUAUAUUUUUUAA
This is a messenger RNA of Galleria mellonella (greater wax moth), 1228 nucleotides long. RefSeq names its product protein Wnt-4 (gene Wnt4). Bases 64 to 1086 code for a protein of 340 amino acids. Gene Ontology annotation, cellular component: extracellular region. NCBI's taxonomy places the organism in Eukaryota, Metazoa, Arthropoda, Insecta, Lepidoptera, Pyralidae. Gene Ontology annotation, biological process: neuron differentiation; cell fate commitment; multicellular organism development. The record is from RefSeq and is a predicted model, not a curated record. The transcript is spliced from 2 exons. Gene Ontology annotation, molecular function: cytokine activity; frizzled binding.